Messenger RNA from Zootoca vivipara (common lizard), 1224 nucleotides. NCBI's taxonomy places the organism in Eukaryota, Metazoa, Chordata, Lepidosauria, Squamata, Lacertidae. The record is from RefSeq and is a predicted model, not a curated record.
AUGGGCAGACUAUGUUUGGAUGAGAAUGGGGAGCUGCCAGCCGACUUUGAUAUUGAUAAUUGGGUGAUGUUCCCUAACGGGUCCUGUGUUCGAGUGAAAAUUGGGAGUCUGGAGAGAGUGACUUCUACUGGCAUAAAGUUCGCCAUUAACCCAGAAGCCAUUGAGUGGCCCAAGCAGUUUAACAAGACUGUGCCUCGCUCCAGGUGUACCAAAAGCUGCCACCCUGGAUAUGCCAAGGUGGUUCAAGAAGGAGAGCCAGUUUGCUGCUACUCAUGUGUUCCAUGUGCGGAAGGGACAAUCUCCACUCAGGAAGAUGCAGACCAUUGCACUAAAUGCCCAGAAGAUCACCAUCCAAACAAGGACCAAGAUCAAUGUAUUCCCAAGAUUAUCACCUUCCUGGCCUAUGAAGAAUCUUUGGGGAUCCUUCUGGUUUCCUUUGCCCUCUUUUUGUCAUUAACCACAAGCUUCAUUUUAGGAAUCUUCGUUAAAUACAAGAAAACUCCCACAGUCAAAGCCAACAACCGGGACCUCUCCUAUAUCCUCCUCGUCUCCCUCUUGCUUUCAUUUUUGUCCUCCUUCCUUUUCAUUGGCCGGCCAGGGAAAGUGACCUGCCUUCUCCAACAAGCAGCCUUUAGUAUUAUAUUCUCGGUUGCUGUCUCCUCUGUGUUGGCUAAAACCAUCACUGUGGUGCUGGCCUUCCUGGCCACAAAGCCAGGGAACACGAUGAGGAGAUGGCUGGGGAAGAGUCUGGCCAACUCCAUUGUCAUUUCCUGUUCCAGUGUCCAAAUGGUCAUUUGCAUCAUUUGGCUGGGCAACUCUCCCCCAUUCCCAGACUCCGACAAGCAUUCCCAGGCUGGAGAGAUCACCCUGCAAUGCAAUGAAGGGUCUGUUGCUAUGUUUUAUGCUGCCCUCAGUUACAUGGGCUUCCUAGCUGCCAUCUGCUUCACGGUGGCUUUCCUGGCUAGGAAGCUGCCUGGGGCCUUCAAUGAAGCCAAGCUGAUCACGUUCAGCAUGCUGGUCUUCUGCAGCAUUUGGGUGUCCUUUGUUCCCACUUACCUGAGCACAAAGGGGAAAUACAUGGUAGCCGUGCAGAUCUUCUCUAUCUUGGCUUCCAGUGCUGGGCUUCUGGGCUGCAUCUUCAUUCCAAAGUGCUACAUUAUCAUACUGAGGCCAGAUCUGAACACAAAGGAACAUUUGACUGCAAAAGCUAAAGCUGGCAUCUGA